This is a messenger RNA of Trichoderma virens Gv29-8, 2064 nucleotides long. RefSeq lists its product as uncharacterized. Bases 1 to 2064 code for a protein of 687 amino acids. NCBI's taxonomy places the organism in Eukaryota, Fungi, Ascomycota, Sordariomycetes, Hypocreales, Hypocreaceae. The transcript has a single exon. The record is from RefSeq and is a predicted model, not a curated record.
AUGGCUCAGGCAUCGUCGCCGUUCCCACUGCGUGUCGAGCAGGAUAGGGGCGAGGAUGGCCACAGGGCUCGACGCCAUGGUGUCCCUCCUCACCCGCCGCCGCCGCCUCCACCGCCGCUCAACUCUCCUCAUCUUACCUCCUCCUCUUACUUUUCUAACUUUCCGACGAUAAGCAGGUCGGACCUUAGCCUGGCCGACAACAAUCCCUCACCACCACCUUCUCUAGGCUCUCAGACAUCAGCCAGCACGCAGCAUGUGAUUCAGCCUGCUCCUGGGUUUCAAAUCAAUAAAUCCGUGCGGCCACGACCCUCCCGAGGUAGACGGAACUCGGGACGGUCCCAUCGUCGGCGGAGUAAUGGUCCUGAAGAUGAAGCACUGACUUUCUCACUGACCAGGCCUGGAAAUGACGAGACUUGGAGUUCUUCGUCUUCAUCUAAUGAGGAUCCAAUCGCCUAUCGGAAUGCUAGGCAGUUUCCCCCCCAGCUGCCCGCUGGGCCGUCCUAUGGGCCGUCCGCCCGGCGGAGCAGAUCCUCGGCAGCAAAUCAAAUCACAGCAUGGGUAUCACAAUACGAAAAGUCGAGGAGCCCAACGAGAUCUCGAUCGAGAUUGGGUGACAUUUCUGCAGUUCUACAACCCACCGACACUGAGUCACACCUGGAGGGCUCUUUGCAUUCCAACGAUUCAUCACAUGGUGAAAUAGAAAUGUUGUGGCAGCAAUUGAAAGAAAAGAGAGCUAAAUUAAGUGGCACAAGGGCACAGAUGCGGUCAAGGAGAAAGCAGCUGCGGGAAAAGAGGCGCGAGAAAGACGCCGCUGACAAUGCAUUUAUGAGUGUCGUUCGGCCUGUACUGAUCGGCCGAGGAGAGCUGCUUCAGACCCCAUCAACCCUUUUUGAAUCGCGGCUGGAGAGGAUGCAGCAGUUGAGAGACGACUAUCAAGUUCUGGAAUCCAGCUAUGAGGCGCUCGAGGCUAUGUUGGACGAGGAAGAGCGUGAUCUUAGCAUCCUUGAAACGCGUUUCUUUAGCAUCUUGGCGGCUGGUCAAACCAAAGAAGAGCGUCAUCUCGACAUCUCCAGCGAUUCUGGUGCCGCCAACUUUAAUAUUGAUCAGGUGGAAAUACCGUAUGAGCUCAGGGGCAUAUCUCCAUUUGGCCCCGUCGAAGAUCCACAUCCUUUGUAUGUCGAUUUGACAUCGACGGUGGGAUAUCUGGGGAAUGCUCGGGACGAAUACGCGGACCUCCUCUCCACUAGAGAGCAAUACGAGGAAGAGCAGCUAUUGAAAAAGACGACGAAUCAGAAGGCCUCGGACGAGUUGGACAUGAAGGAAUUCUUUGACGAGUUCCCAUCUGAAGAGCUGCGGAUGGUUGGCGUGAUAACCAACCUGGAAUCCCAAGUAAGUCGCCUCAGGAAGAUUUGCGAAGACAGGGGAAUCAUGAAAAAGCACAUGUCAAUCAAGAUGGAGUAUGCGCUGGACCCACAGAUCAAGUAUGAAGAUCUGGAUCUGGAUGACGAGCAGACGAUCUUGAACAGUCGCAAGACAUUAGGCCAUGCUGAGUUCAACGAACUGCUUUCUCAGCCGGACCAUGUGCUAGCCGAUGAGCCAUUGACCCCACUGGGGGCUCUCAAAGCAGCCAUUCGACUCCCAAAUCACCAUCCAGAGAAGGGUGUGAGGAAGAGACUGGCGUCCAAGGAGUACGCUAUUGACAAUCUCAUGCGAGAAUGUGAUGGCGGGAAGAAGGCCGACUAUGUGAAUCGAUGGCUGCUUCACCAGCUGCGACUGUCUCCGCUCAACGCCGUGCUGCUGCGAUCCACUUUCCAAGCAAGCCGGUCUCUGAAGAUUCGAGACAUGUGGCGCUGGCAGUGCGAUGUGAUGCAUUACUGGUGGCGCGAUAAUACCAUGUCCCUAACGGAUGGCUUCUUCAAACCAAUAACCAGUGACAACUCGGAAUAUUCAACUCGCCAGGGGUCGCCGCAGCUGUCGCGGGCCGCAUCUGACGGUGGUCCUAGGCAUGUCUAUCAGCAACAUGAGCCCGUUGAUAACAGCGAUGCCAUGACCGAAUAUGGCUAA